AUGCUGUGGAAGUUCUCGUUCUCGGGCAGCGUGUCGACGCUCGACACGCUGCUCUCGCGCGAGUCGCCCCCGAGCGUCGAGGAGCUCUUAGACGAGCAGGACAUUCUCGCCGAGUGCAAGGCGCAGAACAACAACGUCAAGUCUCUCCUCGGCUGGGUCACGAGUGGGCUCGACGAGCUCGACCAGCAGGCCGAGAAGGCCGAGGACGAGGCGUACGCCAAGGCCCUGGCGAGUCCGGACGCGUACCCGCCAUACAAGAAGUUGGGCAAUGAGCAGGGCUCAGCGCCGAAAACGCCCACGCCGCCCGAGUCCCCCUCCUCACCCUCGCGAGUACCCUCCGGGAUUGGGCUCGGCGAGGGCCUCGGCGGACAAGAAGAGACUGACAAGGAAAGGUAUCCCUCGAUCGCGGCCGAGAUCCUCACGUCCGAGCUGUGGACGAUCCCAGAGACAAUCAUGAACCACAAGGACACACUGCUGCGGCCGUUUUGGGACCAGGUCGUGCUCCCCCUCGAAGCGCACCCGCGCCCGAUCCGCGAGCGUACUGAGCGCGAGCGCGCGCGGCUAGCGUACUGGACCGAGGACGACGAGGAGCGCGAGCGCAAGCGCGAGGUCAUCCGCGGCAUGUGGAUGCGCAUGAUCCGGUUCAUCCAAUCGAUACCCGAUGUGAUUGAGCGGAUGAUUGCGCGCAUCGAGAGCCCCGCGAUCCAGGACAUGCUCGCACGCAUCAUCCAGAGCGAAGAGGCCGGCGUUAGCGACGUCAUGUCGUGGCUCGGCGAGCAGCGCCUCGUGCCCCGGUUACUGGCGCUGCUGUCGCCAGAGUACCCCUCGUCGGUGCACGCGAUCGCGGCGGAUCUGCUCAAGGGCAUCAUCUCUGUGUCGGCGCCCAACUCGUCCUUCAACCCCUCGGGGGGGAACGCCAUGGACCAGCAAGGCGGGCUCCAGACGGGCGGUACACGCGACAACCGGCUAGUGCGCGAGCUCACGAACAAGGAGAGCAUCGAGACGCUUGUCGGAUACCUCCUCAAUCCCGUUCAGCUGACAGAUGCGGACUGGAAGGGCAUCAACGGCGACGGGCCGGGCACGAACCGCGCCGACCCGUUCAUCAUCCAGCCCCUGCCCUCGGUGGCCAGCGCGACGUCCUCGCUCUGCAACGUGUGCAACGUCAUUGUCGAGGUGAUCCGGCGGAACAACUCGGACCUCGCUGAGCCGUACCUGUUCAACACGAUGCGGAACCGGCUCAUGGCGAUCCAGAGCGAGCAGAUGCAGGGCGGCGACGUGGCGCCCGACGAGGAGCCGUCGGACAAGACGAGCGCCGAGCGCGAGGACGAGUCGCGGGACAAGAUGGAGGCGGCGCUGCCCGGGCUCGCGGACCGGCUAGCGAUCGUGCACCUCGGCAACCUCGUCGCGGCCAUCGCCGACCGGUUCGGGGACCUGAACCAGAUCCUCUCGGCGCCUCGCUCCCAGGAUCGCGUCAAGAGCGACCUGACCCCCAAGCCGCUGACGAUGGAGCGCUUCCGCGUCAUUGAGCUGUAUGCCGAGCUGCUGCAUAGCAGCAACAUGGCGACGCUGAACCGCGUCCAGGGCAGCGGGCCGGAUUACUCUGCCGACGGGGCGCUGACGGGCGGUCUCGAUGGACUCGACAAGCUCGGCCACGCGCUCCAUACCGGCGAAGGAGGGGAGGACGACGAGGGUUCGCCCUCCCCCGUCGCCGAGGUCAGCCCCGCGCGCGAGCUGCCCGUCUCCUCGGGCUCAACGGAUUACUCGCUCACGGAGAGCGACGACGUGCCGCUAUCGGACGACGAUGACAAGAGCGGCAAGGACAAGAAGGACGAGGGCAAGGAGGCCUCCAAGCCGAGCGCCGCUACCGCGGCCAGCGCCAAGCUCGAGGAACUCAUCCCGCCCCCGUCCGCGGCCGACGCCGAACGACUCCGCAACGUGAUGCUUGCGCCCGAUGCGCCCGUCUCUGAGACGCCGGUCUCGCACAAGUCCGAAGCCGGCGACGCCGGGGAUGCCGAGGACAAGGCAACCGCCAAGGCGUCUUCGCCGACCGAGACGUCUGCGGUAGGGGGCACGUCUCCCCCCGGCCCGCUCUCGACGGGCGAGCGCCUCAAGCAGCAAUUCAUCUCGUACGGCGUGCUCACGAGCCUGUUGGAUCUGUUUUUCGAGUACUCGCAGAACAACUUCCUGCAUCACCUCGUGUACGACAUCCUGCAGCAGAUCCUGAACGGCAACGUCUCCAAGGGCAAGAACCGGGAUUUGGUCAUUGAUCUGUUUGUGCGCGCGCGCCUCGUCGACCGCGUCCUGGCCGCACAGCGCAUGAAUGACGACACGGUGGCGGCCUCCAAGCCGCGGCUGGCGUACAUGGGCCACAUCUCACUGAUUGCCGAGGAAGUCGUGCGGUUCCUCGAGAAAUGCCCCGCAGACCUGAAAGCGGCGAUCCAGCCCUCCUUCUCCGAAGAUGCUUGGGACGCCUUUGUGGCGGGCUCGCUGCGCGAGACGCGGGAUCGCGACAAUGCGCCGCUCGCGGGCGGGAAACCCGGUCCAGGCCUCGGCAGCGGGAUGAGCGGCACGAGCGAGCGGAGCGACAGCGAGAGCGACGACGACGACUCGGGACCGACGAUUGGGGAGCCCCUCUCGCGGUCGAUUGGGAAGCAGAACGACGCGUACCAUGACUCGAACGAGGAUGAUGGCAGCAUGGACCAGUUCUGGCCGCCGCGCAAUGCGCGCUCCGUCGGCAUGGACAGUAGUGAUGAUGACGACGAUGAUGCCGACUGGCUGCGUCCUGGGUCCCGUGAUGCCGACGAUGACUUUGGUAGCACAUCCAGCACCAACGACCUCGAUGACGACGAUGCGUGGGGCGCCUUCACGUCCGUCAACACGUCUGACAGUUCGAACCCCUUCUCCGACGACGCCUUCACGCCCACCACCUCAGCAUCCGACUCGUACCGCGCCGCCGAGCCCCUGACCCCGCGCGACUGGGCCGAAGCCUUCGACCGCGAGUUUGACAACAGCCACGACACAGCCGAAUCUUCGUCUGAGGAGACUCCCCGCCCGACACCCGAGAACCCCCUCGUCCUCCCCCCCGGUCCUUCCCCGCCGACCCCUCCAGUGCCUCUUCAGCCUCGGACCUGCCCCCCACCAGCGUUUCUGACGCCCUCACCCCCGCCGACAUAA
Molecule: messenger RNA, 3174 nt
Organism: Trichosporon asahii var. asahii CBS 2479
Lineage: Eukaryota; Fungi; Basidiomycota; Tremellomycetes; Trichosporonales; Trichosporonaceae
Product: phosphatase associated protein
Exons: 6
Coding region: 1-3174 (1057 amino acids)
Cellular component (GO): cytosol; nucleus
Molecular function (GO): protein phosphatase binding; protein phosphatase regulator activity
Source: RefSeq, a predicted model, not a curated record